Arachis ipaensis is the source of this 1037-nucleotide messenger RNA. Its product is annotated as Thioredoxin superfamily protein. The record is from RefSeq and is a predicted model, not a curated record. NCBI's taxonomy places the organism in Eukaryota, Viridiplantae, Streptophyta, Magnoliopsida, Fabales, Fabaceae. Gene Ontology annotation, biological process: hydrogen peroxide catabolic process; cell redox homeostasis; cellular response to oxidative stress. Gene Ontology annotation, molecular function: thioredoxin peroxidase activity. Gene Ontology annotation, cellular component: cytoplasm.
CAAUUCACAAUUGCACACCACACCACAAAGUCACAAACCAAGCCAAUCCCUACCAUAACCAUUCAUUCACCCAACAAACUCACUCUCAUAACCUCUUCCCUACCUACCUUUUCACACUACACAACACAAAAACCUAACACUAACACAUUACACUUCCGUUUUCUUAGUGCCACCUAGCUCCUCCUCCUUCUUCAAUGGCCGCAUCUCUCACCUUCUCCAGGCUCCUCACCUCUCCCACCACUACCCACUCUCUCACCUCCGCCGCCCUCUUUCCACCCAAAUCCCUCUCUUCUAAACUCCCCCUUUCCCCUUUCUCCCUAAAAUUCAACCACUCCAAACCCUUCAAACCCUGCACCUUCCGCACCCCAUCCUACGCCACCAAAUCCACCACAAUCUCUGCCACUAUUGCCGUCGGCGACAAGCUCCCGGAAGCGACCUUCUCCUACCUAGACGACGCCGGCGAGGUUCAAACCACCACCAUUUCCGACCUAACGAAGGGCAAAAAGGCCAUCCUCUUCGCCGUCCCGGGAGCCUUCACACCAACCUGCUCGCAGAAGCACGUUCCGGGAUUCGUGGAGAAGUCAGCGGAGCUGAAGGCCAAAGGCGUGGACACAAUCGCGUGUAUCUCGGUCAACGACGCAUUCGUGAUGAAGGCGUGGAAGAAGGACCUGAAAGUCAACGACGAGGUUUUGUUACUUUCUGACGGUAACGGAACGUUCACGAAGGCCAUUGGGUCCGAGUUGGAUCUGAGCGAUAAGCCCGUUGGGCUUGGUGUUAGGUCAAGGAGGUACGCGCUCUUGGCGGAAGACGGUGUCGUUAAGGUCUUCAAUUUGGAAGAAGGUGGUGCCUUCACUUUCAGUGGCGCUGAUGAUUUGCUCAAAUUGCUUUGAAUUUGUCUUCUUUUUCUGGAAUUUUCGACAUAACCGAGGUAUUCCGCUGUUUACGAGUUUUUUUUUUCUUUUCUUUUCACGAUGUGAGUUCUUCCUGUAUCUUAGGAUGAAGGCUUUUCGAUAAUAAUAAUGUGAAUUGAAACCCUA